This is a messenger RNA of Bactrocera latifrons, 868 nucleotides long. Its product is annotated as aquaporin-like. Gene Ontology annotation, molecular function: water channel activity. The transcript has a single exon. Gene Ontology annotation, biological process: transmembrane transport. NCBI's taxonomy places the organism in Eukaryota, Metazoa, Arthropoda, Insecta, Diptera, Tephritidae. Gene Ontology annotation, cellular component: plasma membrane. The record is from RefSeq and is a predicted model, not a curated record. Bases 76 to 837 code for a protein of 253 amino acids.
GUAUCGGAAAUAUUUUCUAAACAAAAAGAAAAUAUAAUAUAGUGCCAGUUCCGCCUAUUCUCAAACUACGAGAGCAUGUUUCCAGCCUUAGGUACGAACGAAUUGAAAAGCUAUUUAUUUCGGCGGCAACUUCUUUGUGAAUUCUUCGGGACAUUUGUGCUGAUGCUGGUGCGGAAGACGGUUAGUACGGUGGAGGACACACAAUGGGCCGUAACGAAAAUUUCAUUCGCUCACGGACUGACUGUUGCUGCCUUAACCAAAUUAUUCGGUCGCAUAAGCGGCUGCCAUAUCAACCCUGCGGUUUCGAUCGCAUUUUUCGUUGUCGGUGAAAUGAGCACGUUACGUCUAUUCUUCUAUAUUAUCAUGCAAUUGUUGGGCGCAAUUUCAGCAGUAUUUACGUACACAUUGUAUGCUUUCGCCAAUUCGAAUGCAAUUCAAGARCCUACUGCAUUGGAAGACUGGCAAAUAAUAUUACUGGAACUUAUACUCACAACCAUGUUCGUAAUGCUGUUUCGUACAAUGGCAGACGUACAACACCGCAGUCAACGGAGUUCCGCUUCUAUGGCCAUAGGGUUCGCCUACACCGCAUGUCUUUUGAGUGGCACCUCUAUAUCGGAGGUGGCCCUGAACCCGUUUCUGCAUUUCGCUUCUGGACCGAAUAUAUUUGCUGGCAAUUUUACACCGGCCAUUGGAUCAACUCUGGGUGGCAUUUUUGGAGCACUGACCUAUGAGGCCUUAUACAUGCCGUAUAAUCGAGAACCGCGUACAUCGAGCCUUUUCGAUUGGCUACGCGGUACUCCAUCAGCAGAAAGCAAAUCAAAUCAAUCUCGUUUGUAGAUUACACUUUCAUUCAUUAUUAUUCUUUAAU